Messenger RNA from Bactrocera latifrons, 509 nucleotides. RefSeq lists its product as uncharacterized. The record is from RefSeq and is a predicted model, not a curated record. Lineage: Eukaryota; Metazoa; Arthropoda; Insecta; Diptera; Tephritidae. Bases 136 to 471 code for a protein of 111 amino acids. The transcript is spliced from 2 exons.
CAACAACGAAAGUUUAUAAUAUAACUGAUAGUAAACCAAAGGAAGAUCGAGAUACUCACGAGUAGCUGGACGCUGAUACUUCAUUUUGCCAAGCACACCCAGAAUGGGUAAUGGGUACCAAAAACGCCUCAAAAAAUGAAGAAAUUAUGGCAACAGCUGAGUCAAAGGCUCACUGGUGGAGCGCCAAGUUCCAAGCCGAUGACCGAAUAUGAAGAAAAGGCGUUAUUCACAUUUGGUUCGGCUGCUGUGGACGGUGUAAAAGAUGUGCAAAGCCUUGGUUUAACGCCAAUAGAGCCUUUGACCGUUGAAAUCGCAUGGUCAACAAUUGCAUCAUUCUGCAAUUAUGCAGUCCCGUACCAACAACCCCAAAUCUCAAACAAACAGCAAGUUCAUCGACUCAUCUACACACCCAUUGCUUUGCUUGAGAAACCAGGAUGCUUCAACAUCGCUGUUAUCACGAAGUUCACGUAAUAAACUUAGCACUUUGAUAACUGAUAUAUCCAAACAGA